This is a messenger RNA of Moneuplotes crassus, 879 nucleotides long. NCBI's taxonomy places the organism in Eukaryota, Ciliophora, Spirotrichea, Euplotida, Euplotidae. The record is from the annotation of a GenBank genome assembly.
CCCCACCUGCUCAUAAUAAUUGAAUUCCGCAGUAAAACUCUAAGAUGGGUUCAUUGUUUUCAAAUUCCCAAGAGGCUUCCCCUCAGUCAAGUCCAGAAGUCAAGCCUCAGGAGCAGGCUGAAUACAAAGAGUCAAUAGAAGUGGGGAACAAGGAAUGGAAGGUAGACAAGCAAGUGAGCAGAGGACUACUCGAGGUCUUGAACAGUCAGAGCCAGAAGUUCAACGACAUCAGGUAUGAACCCUCUAAGUUCCUUGGAUUCAACUUCUUCGGAAAUUCUGCGUAUUUUAGACUGAAAGUUCUUCAUAAGAUGAAAUACAAAGCUGAUGAUAUUAACUCUCUGGAUAUUUAUCAGCUUUGUCAAAGAAUUAGCUUUGUGAACACACUUUUAAAUAAUUUAUGGGGGAAUAAGUUAAAGAAAAUAGUCUUGCAUACUGAUCAUGAUGCUAACAUCGACAAGAAAACAAAUUUGAAUUAUUAUCUCAACAGCUUCUGAAAGGCUUUAAACACUCCAGCAAAACACGUGGUUAUAAAACACUUUGACUUGUCUCACAAGCAAUUCUGACGAAUUCUGGCAUCUUGUAACGGGAAAUGCCAUUUGGAGUUUGACUGAUGCAAUCUUGAAGUUGAUAACUUCAGUUGUUUGCACAAUGCAAAGCCAUCAAUAGAAAUCCUUCAGCUGGUUCAUUGAAGCUUUUCUCGUCAAGGAAAAGUUAUAAAGAAUAGUGUGCUUAUCGAAGAGAUAGCCUUUUCGAGUCUUCAUCAUUCCUUAAGUAGAAUCGAUGUUUAUCAAUUUGGAGGAAAAUCUUCUUUGAUGAAAAUCAAGCCAAGGCAAGAAUAUAUUCUAAAUGAUGUAAAUAUCUGAUUCUACUAAAUCUAAA